AUGGAUCACAGCCACCAUGGAGGCUCCGGCUCCUCGACGACGGGGACGGGCGCUUUUAAGAAAACGAACAUGGCCCUAGCCAGGGCGUAUUGGUAUAUCAUUACCGGUGUUGUUGGUCUCUGCGCCGUUAUACGCCUAAUCGAUUACAUCCAAGUCGUACGGAGACGAAAGAGAUGCAAGGGCGACUAUACGCUCUCACCGAGCCGGCCGACCAACGCAUUGUCACAGGCGUGGGCAACAGUCACGGCGAUAUGUAGGGAACUAUCCUACCCGCAGCUACACAUCCCUAUCCGGUGGCUGUCGUGGGCAAGCCCGCCGCCGCUGGGCCGGAUCCUGAUCCUUUUGGCGUACUGGGCGGUCGUCAUCUACAUGAUGGCGGACAAGGCGGUCGUGCGGGACGCGUACUUUUGGGAGCGCAUCGCCUUCCGGAACGGGUGGAUCACGCGGCUCAACUGGCUGCACCGGUGGGUGUCGCGCACCAUGUUUGUGACGGCCACCGUGCACGGCUUCCACUUUUGGACGCAGUGGGUCAUUGCCGACUUUGUCGAGCUCGAGCUCGAAAUCAUGCCCAUGGUCAAGUACGGCCUGGGCGGCUGGGCCGUGCUGCUGUGGAUGUUUGUCACCUCCUUCUACCCGGUGCGCGCCUUCGCCUACGAGGUCUUUGUCGUCCAGCACGUCUUGUCCGCCGUCAUCUUCAUCUGGCUCAUGUACAAGCACCUGCCGCCGAUCGCCAUGUACAACGUGUGGUUCGCCGUGGGCCUCAUCGCCUUUGACCGCGUCGCGCGCUGGUCCCUCCUCGCGCUGCGCAACCUCAAGCUCAAGCGCACCACCAUUGUCACCGUGCGCGACGCCCACUUCAAGUGGCGCCCCGGCCAGCACCUCUACCUCUGGAUGCCGUCCGUCGGCCCCACCGAGGCCCACCCGUACACCAUUGCCUGCGCGCACAAGAUUGCCGGCGAGUGCGUGUGCAACUCGAUCGAGCUCGUGCCCCCGAACUGGGACGUGUACGACACCGUGAUCCUCAUCUCGGCGUCGACGGGCGCGUCCUUCACCCUGCCCAUCCUGGAGGAUAUCGCCCGGUCCGGCAAAAAGAACAAGACGUGUCUGCGCCGCGCCGACUUUGUCCUCACGGCCCGCCAGAGCGAGGAGACGGGCUUCUACGUGCAGCAGAUCCGCGAGGCGCUCGCCCGCGGCCGGCAGUCGGACGUGGAGCUCCACGCCCACGUGGCGAUCACGGGCCCGGGACUUCCUGUCGUCUGCCUCGGCGUCCACGACGUCCUCUGCCGUGGACGCGCGCGAAAGACGGGCGCUAGCGAGGAUGCUAUUACUGCGCCGCGCCGGGAUUCCGAGGUGCGCCCGCUACCCGAGGACGUUUCCGAUCCGGAAAAGGCUGCUGCUGUUUCUUCCGCUGUGGUUGAUGUCGGUCUUGACGGCGUGGCCUCGCCGGAGCUGGAUGUGAUUCGCGAGUACGAUUGUCGGUUGGACCUCGCGGCGCUUAUUCGGGAGCCCGUGGAGAAGGCGCUGGGCGAGACGUUGGUGGUGCCCCUCCCCGUCGACAAGCUCGACGCCUAUCCCAACUGCUACCCCGCGGUGAACCCCGUCGACGUGUACCGCUCGCACCUCACCACUCUCCUCCACGAUGUCACCGGUGUCGACAAGGCCAUCAUCUACCCCGCGCUGCAGUGGACGCAGUCGAGCGACAAGGGCGACUUGAUUCUCGCCACGCCUGCGCUGAGGGUCAAGGGCAAGAAGCCGAAUGAGCUGGCGGAAGAGUGGGUUUCCAAGUUCCCCGAGUCUCCCCUCGUCAACAAGCCCGUGGCUGCCGGUCAUUUCAUCCAGUUCUGGUUCAAGGGAGGACCCCUCACGAAGCUCCUCCUACCCAUGGUGCAGAAGCGCGGCAGCAAGUACGGAACAAACGCCGCCUUUGGCCUCAAGGACCCUAGCGAUCCUUCCAAGGGCGUCAAGCGAGCCAUUGUCGAGUUCUCCUCCCCCAACAUCGCGAAGCCCUUCCACGCCGGCCACUUGCGCAGCACGAUUAUUGGCGGGUUUCUCGCCAACCUAUACGAGGGUGCCGGGUGGGAUGUCGUGAGGAUCAACUACCUCGGCGACUGGGGAAAGCAGUACGGUCUCCUGGCCCUAGGCUUUGAGAAGUACGGAAACGAGGAGGCGCUGACGGCAGACCCCAUCAACCACCUGUACGAGAUCUACGUCAAGAUCAGCAAGGACCAGGCCGACGAGAAGGAGAAGAUGGACGCGCUUCGGGCCAGCGGCAACACCGCCGAGGCUGACGAGCUCAAGGAGACGGGCGUGGAUGAGCAGGCGCGAAAGUAUUUCAAGCGCAUGGUGGACGGCGAUGAGCAGGCUCUCGGCCAGUGGAAGCGGUUCCGCGACCUCAGCAUCGUCCGUUACAAGGACACGUACGCCCGCCUCAACAUCCACUUCGACGACUACUCGGGCGAGAGCCAGGUCCCCGAAGCGGACAUGGCGGCGGCCGCCCAGGCCCUCGCCGACAAGGGUAUCUCGGAGGACUCGGACGGCGCCGUGCUCAUCGACUUCUCCAAGCACGUCGCGGGCAAGGCGGGCAAGAGCCUCGAAAAGGCCGUGAUCCGGAAGAAGGACGGCACGGCGCUCUAUCUCACCCGCGACAUUAGCGAGCUCCUCAACCGCCACAAGAAGUACGACUUUGACCAGCUGAUUUAUGUCGUAGCGAGCGCGCAGGACCUCCACCUCAAACAGCUGUUCAAGAUUAUCGAGCUCAUGGGCCACACGGAUAUCGCCAAGAAGGUGCAGCACGUCAACUUUGGUCUCGUGCUCGGCAUGAGCACCCGCAAGGGUACCGUCAAGUUCCUGGACGACAUCCUCAAGGACGUGGGCUCCCACAUGCACGACGUCAUGAGGAAGAACGAGACCAAGUACGCCCAGGUCGAGAACCCCGAGUCUGUUGCCGACAUCCUGGGUAUUAGCUCCGUCAUGGCCCAGGAUAUGACUGGCAAGAGGAUCAACAACUACACUUUCAACAUGGAUGCCAUGACCUCGUUCGAAGGUGACACCGGCCCGUAUCUGCAGUACGCCCAUGCUCGCCUCUGCUCAAUCUCCCGCAAGGCAGGCUUCUCCGCGGAAGAGGUUGCGGGCGCGGAUCUGGAGCUCCUCAUCGAGACGCACGCGGUGAACCUGGUCCGAUUCCUAGCCCAGUACCCCGACGUGGUCACCAACGCGCUCAAGACGCUGGAGCCGACGACGAUACUGGUCUAUCUGUUCAAGAUGACGCACGUGCUCAGCUCCAGCUACGAGCAUCUCCAGGUCGUGGGCAGCGAGAAGGAGGUGGGCAAGGCUAGGGCGGCGUUGUACGAGGCGGCUAGGCAGGUGCUGAACAAUGGUAUGAGGCUCCUGGGCUUGUCGCCUGUGGAGAGGAUGUAG
Messenger RNA from Parascedosporium putredinis, 3417 nucleotides. The record is from the annotation of a GenBank genome assembly. NCBI's taxonomy places the organism in Eukaryota, Fungi, Ascomycota, Sordariomycetes, Microascales, Microascaceae.